AUGAAUCUGAAGCUGAACUCGAAAGUCAAGGUAUGGUGAACCCUAAAAGGUGAAUUUAACGAAUUGCCAACCUCGCUUCCUUCUUCGGCCAUUCUUCUUCCAAACGACAACUUCGACCUCCACGACAACAAAUCUUUUUGAAGGCUCUUGUCCUACCCAUACUCGAUCUAUCACUCUCCAUCAAAAUUCGAGUUGUCACAGCUCAAGAACAUGUCUUCCGCAGAGAAUUACGAUCACCUCUUGACCUUCGACGGCGGAGAGGUGGACUUAAUCGCUACCUACAAAGGAAAGCGAGUUGCAGGCAAGGUUGUGUCAGGAGCGAUGGGCUUGGCAAGUCCUGUCUGGAAGAAGCUUCUCCUCGGGACCCCAGAACCACGUGCGGCUGAAAUUAAUGCUGGCGACAAAGCAGCGAAUCCAGAAACAACAACCAAGCCGAUUGAUUGUACCGAUGACGACGGCGAGGCGCUCCUUAUCCUAUUAUGCAUCUCACAUCUUCAAUUCAGCGACACCCCCAGAAAGCCGAAACUCAUCUUGCUAUUCAAUAUUGCAGUUCUAUGCGAGAAAUAUGACUGCCAUGAUCUUGUACGCCCGUGGUCAAGUCGCUGGCUCAAAGAUUUGUGGCCAGCGUCACGCUUAUUCAAGGUCGACCAUGAUAGGUGCCUCUACAUCGCUUGGGCUCUUGGAGAGCAGGAGUAUUUUAAGGCCAUAUCUAAGGAUCUUGUCGCAACAGUCCAUCUGGUGGGUCCUGACCGAAAGGCGACUAAUGGCCGUGACUACAUUGACCGUGGUCCAAUGCCAGACGGGAUUAUUGAGAGCAUUCUGCAAGCCCGCACAAAGACGAUUCAAGCUCUUCUUGACCUGCCUUAUACCUAUAUCGAACGCUUCAAGAAUGGGACUUCAACAGUAUGCAAGCUGAAGUCUGAGAGCUGCGAUGCAAUCAUGUAUGGCAGCCUACUUCUCCAGCUUGGUCGGAUUGGUCUAUGGCCAAAGAAGGAAGCAAAGGACUACACUUCAUCGCUCUUAACACUCGAAAGAUGCAUCAGGAAUCUGGCUCCUACAUCUUUACCAGUAAUUCCAGGUGCGGAUGGCGAAAAUCACUCCGAUUGUAAGGCUACGUGUUUCAGACACUACGCAAAUGAGAUCAUGAACCGCCCAGCGGACCCUAAGCUCGAAUGCCAGCGCAAACAUAUGCAGAAGCGAAGCAAACCCAAGAAAACUCAGUACACCUCCUCGAAGAAGGUAGAAGAGGUUGAAAAGGAGUCUCUGAUUAUCACAUUGAAAGUGGCACCAAAACCAGGAACACAAGUCGGAUCCGGGGCUUGAGAUCGGGAUAGGGCAUACACUACGAAGAUCUGAUGGCGAGCUUUGAUCGGAAUCAUUUGACUAUUCUGGCACAGCACAGGAAGUAGAUCUCAAGCUAUCUAGCUGAUCCACUUCUAAUACACGCACGACUUCUCUGCUGCAGAAUUCGUGGCAUGUACUUUAGCUUCUAUCGACGCGAAAACAAAAAAUGUGAUCUCUUUUCAGUAAACCUCACUUCCCUCGCACUUGGUCAGAAAGAAGAAUGUCCCAAGUUCCUUCCGUGCAUUCGUCUGAUUUAUUGCAGAACAUGACUUUCCAAACAUCACAA
Messenger RNA from Mollisia scopiformis, 1630 nucleotides. RefSeq lists its product as uncharacterized. The record is from RefSeq and is a predicted model, not a curated record. Bases 211 to 1323 code for a protein of 370 amino acids. NCBI's taxonomy places the organism in Eukaryota, Fungi, Ascomycota, Leotiomycetes, Helotiales, Mollisiaceae. The transcript is spliced from 3 exons.